ACUGCGGUUAGCAAGUGUCAACCCAAAAGCUACUAUAUAUGGCGAAAAUAAAGUAAUUGAAAAAAAAAAUAGUUCAAGUGAGGGAAGAAAUAGUUAACAAAGAAAAUAUUGUAGAACAGUGUGCAGACAUUAAGGCGGAAAAUGCAAAAAUAUUUCCUGCUGUUGUUGCUGUUGUUAUUGGGUGCUAUGGGCUUCAACGCCACGCCCAUUGACGCAGCAGUUAUCAAGCGACCGACUGUGGCAAAUCUAACUUUGAUCGGCGACAAGGUUUACUAUAUUGAGGAAUCGUUGAGUGUGAAUUGGUUCCACGCGGGCAAUCUUUGCCGCCAACUUAACGGGUUUCUGGUCAACCUGGAGAGUGAGCAGGAGCUGCUGGCGCUCAGUGCCCACUUGCAUCCAGCUAAGAGCUAUUGGCUGUCGCUCUAUGAGCUGGCCAUACCGGGCGUAUACGCAUCGCAGGCAACGGGCAAGGACGCCCAGUUCCUUCGCUGGUCCGCCGGCCAGCCGGACAACAUUGGCGGUGUGGAGCAUUGCGUGGAGCUCUGGAGAGCGAGCAGCUCGUUUCAAAUGAAUGACGCCCCAUGCGAGACGUCUCUGCACUUUAUCUGUGAGCUGGAAACUGAGUCGGAUUAGUUGCUUCAAU
Drosophila hydei is the source of this 643-nucleotide messenger RNA. Its product is annotated as C-type lectin 37Db. NCBI's taxonomy places the organism in Eukaryota, Metazoa, Arthropoda, Insecta, Diptera, Drosophilidae. The transcript is spliced from 3 exons. The record is from RefSeq and is a predicted model, not a curated record. The coding region runs from base 142 to 633 and encodes 163 amino acids.